Molecule: messenger RNA, 1813 nt
Organism: Aphanomyces astaci
Lineage: Eukaryota; Oomycota; Saprolegniomycetes; Saprolegniales; Verrucalvaceae
Exons: 2
Coding region: 1-1767 (588 amino acids)
Source: RefSeq, a predicted model, not a curated record
AUGCGCGCGUUGACCCCGUUCCUCAAGACAAGUCUGCAUGCGGUGCUGACGGCCCCGCUCCAAGAUGUCCUGGACACACGAGAGCGAGAUGGAGCCAACUACGGGAUGAUGGGACCACACAUUGUGCUUGUGUCUCGCGUGGAUCCGCAGACAAAUGCCGUCCUUGUCAAUGACGGCACCCACUCGAUGUGGGCGUUCUUACCGCCGACGUCCGUGCAAGCAUGCCAUCGGAUGUACCCACACAUUCGUGCCAUGAAGGACUUCCGCGGGUGCGUUUUGCGUGUGGAAGUGUGUCAUUUCUCGACGACUGGCCGCGUUUCUACGGCCUUUCAAUCGACGACAAGUUUGGGUCGGAUCUGCCUCCACAUCACGUGCAUGGAGAUCAUCGACGUUCCGUCCAUCUCCCCGAACGAAUCCCCGCAUGUUCUCAAUGAUCCAUCGGUUGCCUCCCUCGUGGACAUGCCGCUGGCGCGUCUGGAACCUCGCCUGCUUCCUCACAGCAUCGCCUCCCCAAUCACGUCACACCAUCAACAGCAUCCCACCAACACAUUCAACCACGCGUACAUGUUCCACGAGCAGCACCCACUGACGUUAGAAGACUGCAUCAUUCCAUCCGACCAGUGGCGACAGCUUGAAGGCCUCGUCAUGGACAUGACCGACUCGCAGUUGAUCGCCCAGAACGGCAGUGUGCCCAUUCCGCCCUCUUCUCAAAGUCAGCCACCCGCCGCUGCGCUUCCGCACUCGACUGCGUCCGACCCCUCGUCCAUCACCAUGCUUCCAUCAACUGCAUCGCCAACCCACGACAUUAUCACUGACCAAGCGGUAGUUGAAGCCAGCAACCUCCCCACGACUGGCCCAACCCAAGCCUCGUCGGCACCUUCCCCCGCUCGACCCUAUGCCUUUUGCCACCAAAGCCUUCCCGACAACUUUAUCGUCGACCCCGAUUCAUCCUCCGCCUCUUCCUCAAGUCCAACUCCACGACUCACUUCGACGCCCGCCCGUCUCCCUCGCAAUGCGACACCGGUACCAUCCAGUAUAGACAAGGAGAACUCGCCGCACGCGUCCGCCGGCACUCCUAUGACCACUUCCAGUGGCCAUUCCACGAGCAGCGGCUUCAAGAAGCAGCCCCUGGGCAACGCCACCAACUUGAUCCCGUCCCCAAACCAAGUAGAAGACGAACCGCAUGAUGCGUUGACAAGGAAAAGUCCCAUUCGAACGGCCGCCUUACGUCGCCGGACGAAGUCCACAGCGUCAAUGUCGUCGUCGUCUAGUACGAGCAACCGAUCCCAAUUCUCGUCCCGGUACGACUGGGACGACGAAACCAAAGACGACGCACCAGAUUUUCGGGGUCCUCACGAAAUUGCAAGCAACAAGCGAGUGAGGAAUCAAUCGACUUCGUCCGCCAUGGUUCCAGCCCCUGCUGCUGUUACUGGGUUCUCACAGUGGCAGACGCAACCCCCGACCCAGCCUGUGGUCCAUCCAUCCCAGCGAAGCGCCAAACGGCCGAGAUGGACGAGCUACGACAGGAAAGCGAACGACCAGGAAUUGAUGGCCGUGCUGGACGACCCCCAGCACAACAACAGCAGCAGCACGGACGACGACGACCAGAACCAGCAUCAUGUGACGCGAGAACCGGAUUUCUUUCGCGCGGUGCACUUUCGACCGUCGAUUCGACGCGGCGUCCUGUAUUCGAUCCAAAUGGCCACCCCCGAUUGUACGACCGCCGUGCUCGAGUUCAUUCAAGGCGCGCGACGGGGUAGUAGGUAGUACUAGUACUAGUACUAUUAAUAGUAUAGUUAUGUUUUGGCCUGUA